CCCCGCAGCGUAUGUAAUAGUAGCAAACGCUCUCACAAAUUAAUUACUCCAUUGGCAAGCCGAGCCCCUCGACGACGUAUCUAGGGUUUAUGGCGUUCCGGAGAAAGGUCGUGGAGCGCCUCACUUCGACUGGCCUUCCCGGCAGCGCUCCUCCGCGAGGAUCCAGGGAGCGGUGGCAUCCCCGGAUCAUCGAUGUUACCACGGCGGACGACUACAAGCACUUGCUACACAAAAUCAAAGCGACUCCGAUCUCCUUCGGCGUUGUGUUCUUCACGUCGGAGGAGCGUUCCAAUUCAUGCCAGGAAUCCGAGGACGCUGUGUACAAAAUAGCCAAGAGAAAUUCAGAGGUGACAUUUUUGAGGCUCGAGGUGGAAGAGGAGGGAAUCCAAGAGAUUGUGGGGCAAAUAGACACAUCACGACUGCCAACCUUUUAUUUCUACAAGGGAGGAGAUGUGGUGGGAAAGCUCAUCGGAUCGUCUCCUUCCAAGCUCGAGGACUUGGUGGUGAGCUUCAUCCAUCACAAGGAACUAAGACGCCACAUACGCGUCAACGAGUUCUAGCCAGGAAGCUUUGCAGCUAUUCAAAUGAGUGUGUUGUUUCAUACAAGCUUUUUAUUUUUAUUUUCAAUUUUAGUAGUACUAAGAUAUUUAAUUAGAAUUUCUAAAAAUAUAUCUUCAUUAAGCA
Molecule: messenger RNA, 684 nt
Organism: Selaginella moellendorffii
Lineage: Eukaryota; Viridiplantae; Streptophyta; Lycopodiopsida; Selaginellales; Selaginellaceae
Product: thioredoxin-1
Exons: 6
Coding region: 90-560 (156 amino acids)
Source: RefSeq, a predicted model, not a curated record